GGGUGUCUUUUGUUCUCUCAGAGUGACAUCAUGCCGAACCUUGGGGACAUCUUUCCCAACUUUGAGUGCACCUCGACGCGAGGCACGCUGCGCUGCCAUGACUACAUUGGCGAUGGCUGGGCUCUGUUUUUGAGCCAUCCAGGUGAUUUUACGCCAGUGUGUACAAGCGAGCUAGGCACGCUGGCAGCUCGCUACGACGAGUUUGAAAAGCGAAACUGCAAGAUCAUUUGCCUUUCGUGUGACCCUGUUGAUCGUCACCUCGAAUGGGAGAAGGACGUGAUGGCACAGGCUGGUCUGGACGGUGAUGAGCUGCCCUUCCCCAUUAUUGCCGAUGAAAAGCGCGAGCUGAGCGUUCGCCUGGGCAUCCUGGAUGACGACUUCAAGGACGGUUUUGGCAUUCCUCUCAGCGCCCGCGGCACUUUCCUCAUUGAUCCUGAUCGCCACAUUAAGUUUAUCGCCACCUAUCCCGGCCCCCUGGGCCGCACUUGCGACGAGCUCUUGCGGAUCAUUGAUGGUCUUCAGCUCAUCGAGUACCGCCGUGUGUGCAUCCCCAUGGACUGGCAAUAUGGCCAAGAGGUCAUGACCCGACCCGACGUCACACCCGAGGAAUUCGGGACAGUCUACCCCAAGGGCGUAUCAGUGCAAGAAAUGCCCUCUGGCAAAGAAUACAUGUAUUUCACCCCACAACCCGAACUCUGAUCACUGUGUCGUCCAAGCCACGUUAGCUGCGUCCCUCCUGGGCGCGCGUGUACGCGACGGGAUUUGUGUGCCGCCAGCAAACCCAGCCCCUCCAUCAUCUUUCUUGUGUGGUCGAUGGCCCGUGACUCAAUCUUGGUCGUUCAGGUAGAUUUCCACUUCUUUUCCUCUUUCUUCGUCUUGUUUAGCCCCAUGUUGUUUUGAAUGUCUCUUGUACGCGAGUGGGAGGCGAAGCCUCCCUUCUUGCUUCCAGCGCCUCGAACGAAGCAGUGGCCCAAGACUGGUCUUUGUAAAUAUCUUCAAUGUCCGGUCUUCCCCUCGCCUUCCCUUCCAUGUUCAAGCGCUUUGGCCAAUGAUGGGCCCGGGCCCAGCGCAAUCCCCCCUCUUUUGUUUUUGGCUCUGCUUGUCUUGCGGGUAUCAAAUUAUCAGCAUUGGUAUUUGAGUUCCUUGGUUUUCCUGCCCCCUGGAGGGGCGUUCUUAAUUGAGUAUUUCCAGC
Molecule: messenger RNA, 1192 nt
Organism: Monosiga brevicollis MX1
Lineage: Eukaryota; Choanoflagellata; Craspedida; Salpingoecidae
Exons: 9
Coding region: 31-699 (222 amino acids)
Biological process (GO): cell redox homeostasis
Cellular component (GO): mitochondrion; cytosol
Molecular function (GO): antioxidant activity; oxidoreductase activity
Source: RefSeq, a predicted model, not a curated record